This is a messenger RNA of Xiphophorus couchianus (Monterrey platyfish), 1995 nucleotides long. RefSeq names its product T-box transcription factor 19 (gene tbx19). Gene Ontology annotation, molecular function: RNA polymerase II cis-regulatory region sequence-specific DNA binding; DNA-binding transcription factor activity, RNA polymerase II-specific. The record is from RefSeq and is a predicted model, not a curated record. The transcript is spliced from 9 exons. Lineage: Eukaryota; Metazoa; Chordata; Actinopteri; Cyprinodontiformes; Poeciliidae. Gene Ontology annotation, biological process: positive regulation of DNA-templated transcription; mesoderm formation; cell fate specification. Bases 102 to 1391 code for a protein of 429 amino acids. Gene Ontology annotation, cellular component: chromatin; nucleus.
GUGUGUGUUGGGUGGAGCGAGCAGACCCGUGUGCAGCCCGCUCCGGUCAGACCUUCAUCAUUACUUUGUUGUGUUCAACACUUUGGAUCAGAACCUCUCAGAUGAAGGUGGAGGGCUUACAGGAGGACGGAGAGUCCGGUUCGGUGUCUUCAGUAGGCCGUGGUUCUGUGGGGCCGACGUGCGCCAUCGUGUCCGCCGAGCGCUGCAUGUCCCGGCUGCUGAGCGCCGUGGAGAGCGAGCUGCAGGCCGGCCGGGAGAAGGGCGACCCGACGGAGAGGGAGCUGAAGGUGACCCUGGAGGACGCCGAGCUGUGGAGGAAGUUCCAGCUCAUCACCAACGAGAUGAUCGUCACCAAGAAUGGACGCCGGAUGUUCCCGGUUCUGAAGGUCAGCGUGUCGGGUCUGGACCCCAGCUCCAUGUACUCCUUCCUGCUGGACUUCGUUCCGGCCGACAGCUGCAGGUGGAAGUUUGUGAACGGGGAGUGGGUGGCGGCCGGCCGGGCCGAGAGCCGGGCCGAGGUCAGAGGUCAGGGCGGCAUCUACAUCCACCCGGACUCACCCAACUUCGGGGCCCACUGGAUGAAGGCGCCGGUGACCUUCAACCGGGUCAAACUGACCAACAAGGUGAACGGAGCAGGACAGAUCAUGCUGAACUCCCUCCAUAAGUAUGAGCCGCAGCUGCACAUCGUCUGUGUGGGCUCCCGCCACCGCCUGGUGUCCAACGUCUCCUUCAGGGAAACGCAGUUCAUCGCCGUCACUGCCUACCAGAACGAGGAGAUCACGGCUCUGAAGAUCAAAUACAAUCCGUUUGCUAAAGCUUUCCUGGACGCCAAGGAGAGGAACCCAGCAGGACGGGUUCUCCAGGACGCUGCGGAGAGCCGGGUCGGGAUCCAGCCCUGUUGGCCGCUGUGCUCAGCAGGAGGGGGCGGAGCCUUCCCCUACUCCAGCACCCUGCCGCUGGCGUCCCAUCAUCACCAUCACCAUGGUUACAAACCCCCCGGUUACCCGGGGAGACACACACCUUACCCCACCGCCUACCUGCCGCACCGCCCACACUCCUCAGUGAACCUGAUCUCUGAAGGCGUUCCGGUUCUCCAUGAAGGUUGGAGCGCUGCUUCUCCUCGUCCUGCCUCAUCUUCCUCCUCCUUCUCUCCCUCCUCCUCCUCACUGUCGAUGACCAGCGGUGCUCCGUCCUCACAGGCUCCUCCCCCUCCUCACAGCUCCAGCCAGUAUCCAUGUCUGUGGACCGUCGGAUGCUCUGAGAUAAGCCCCUCCCACUCUCCAUGUGCUACUCUCCAUGGACCAAUCAGCAGCGAGAACGUCAUCCAGCCUGCUGUCCACGGUCGAGUGGGCGGAGCCGGAUGGUCACCUGGCCCCGCCCACUCUUUCUGAGAAGGAAGCUAAUCGGACAACUAAUGGGAAACAAUCAUCCAGAUGUUUUGGAGGAAAUGAUAAAGUCAUGGUGACAUUUUAUCAUUUUUAAAAAUGAGCUUAAUGUAAUUAUUGUGAGCUACGUUUCCAAGGCAACAUCAUUCCAUAAUAAAUCAUGUGAAUCCAGCUAAAUAAAUAAACAGUAUCGUUUACAUUCUGUCAGAAAUAUAAGGUGUUUGUAGGGAACAUAAAACCUGCUGUGCAACAUCCAGAUGAAUAUUAUUCAUGUAGGUCAUUAAUGCUUUGUGAUAAAAGUAACUCGUUAUGAUGACAUGAUUUAAUUUGACCUUGUUUAAUAAAAUAAACAGUCCUAAUGUUGAGUUUUAAGUAUAAAGUGACCCUUUGGCGCCCUCUGGUGUUCCGAUCGUUCUCGUCUUCUUUUAUUCUGAUGUUUCUGUGCGAAAAAUAUAAACUUUAAAUGUAUAAAUUAAUCUGCAAAAGAAAGAAAAGCUGUGAUACGACUUUUUGUUCAGUUGAUGAACAAUUUGUUGGUGUUAUUUUAUUUUGUCUUCAUGAAUACGAAGAGAAAAUAAGAGCGGUAAUUGCUGCAGUUAUGUUGUAAGAU